AUGGACAAACCGGAUCCUCCACCGAAUCCAAAUGCGGAUCCCGUCCCCUCCUCCUUCCACCGCCGAUCUCGCUCCGACGACAUGUCGAUGUUCAUGUUCACGGAUCCGCUCUCCUCCGCAGCUCCGCCUUCUUCCGACGACCUUCCCUCCGACGACGAUCUCUUCUCCUCCUUCAUCGACGUCGACAGCCUCUCCUCGAAUCCGGAUCCCCCGAUCUCCUUCCCAGAUCCCUCCCCCGCCGUUCCUCCGUCGUCCUCGUCUCGACCUCGCCACCGUCACAGCAACUCCGUCGACGCGGGAUGCGCGAUGUACGCCGGGGACGAGAUCAUGGACGCGAAGAAAGCCAUGCCUCCCGAAAAGCUCUCCGAGCUCUGGAGCAUCGAUCCCAAACGCGCCAAAAGGAUCUUGGCGAAUCGACAAUCUGCAGCGCGUUCGAAGGAGAGGAAAGCAAGAUACAUUCAGGAGCUUGAGCGUAGAGUUCAAUCUCUUCAAACUGAAGCCACCACUCUCUCUGCUCAGCUCACUCUCUUCCAGAGAGAUACAAAUGGACUUGCUAACGAGAACACAGAGCUGAAAAUGAGAUUACAAGCAAUGGAGCAACAAGCUCACCUUCGUAAUGCUUUAAACGAAGCAUUGAGGAAAGAAGUGGAGAGGAUGAAGAUGGAAACUGGAGAGAUAUCUGGAAAUUCAGAUUCUUUCGAUAUGGGGAUGCAGCAGGUUCAGUAUUCCCCUUCCACGUUCAUGGCGAUUCCACCGUAUCAUCAUGGCUCAAUCAACAACGGCCAAGAUAUGCAGCAGAUGCGAGGAUUCAAUCAAAUGUCGAAUUCUCAGAGCGUAUCCGAGUUUCUGCAGAACGGGAGAUUGCAAGUGCUAGAGAUAAGUAGCAAUAAUAGCUCAGGCUUGGUUAAAUCUGAAGGACCUUCGCUCUCUGGUAGUGAGAGUAGCUCUGCUUAUUGACAAAAGACCUUGGGGGAUGAGAAUACAUGUGUUAUAGGCUUUUAGAUUCAUUUGAUUUGAUUCACUUUUCGAUUAUUUACCAAUUCUUUAUUUAUGGAGGUGCCAAAGGCUUUAAACU
This is a messenger RNA of Brassica oleracea var. oleracea, 1075 nucleotides long. RefSeq names its product transcription factor RF2b-like. Bases 1 to 957 code for a protein of 318 amino acids. Lineage: Eukaryota; Viridiplantae; Streptophyta; Magnoliopsida; Brassicales; Brassicaceae. Gene Ontology annotation, molecular function: DNA-binding transcription factor activity. Gene Ontology annotation, cellular component: nucleus. The record is from RefSeq and is a predicted model, not a curated record. The transcript is spliced from 4 exons. Gene Ontology annotation, biological process: regulation of DNA-templated transcription.